Molecule: messenger RNA, 1218 nt
Organism: Manihot esculenta (cassava)
Lineage: Eukaryota; Viridiplantae; Streptophyta; Magnoliopsida; Malpighiales; Euphorbiaceae
Product: phosphoenolpyruvate carboxylase kinase 1
Exons: 2
Coding region: 158-973 (271 amino acids)
Biological process (GO): peptidyl-serine phosphorylation; intracellular signal transduction; protein autophosphorylation
Cellular component (GO): nucleus; cytoplasm
Molecular function (GO): ATP binding; calcium-dependent protein serine/threonine kinase activity; calcium/calmodulin-dependent protein kinase activity
Source: RefSeq, a predicted model, not a curated record
UAAUUCCUAUUGGCUUAAUUCCCAGUUGUAGAAUAUUCGGAAAGACAUUCCCACUCUCUCUCCCCUUUCUUGAAAGCAAAGGAAACCAAGCAAACAUAAAUACGUCGCAACGCAAGAAAACUAACGCAAAAAGUUGAGCAAAGUAAAGCACGAAGUAAUGAGCCAAGCGCUAAACAGAGACUACCUAACUUGCGAGGAGAUCGGCCGGGGACGUUUCGGAACCGUUUUUAGAUGUAUUUCUCGCUCCACCAGUGACUCCUUCGCUGUCAAGUCCAUCGACAAGAGCCUUACAUCCGGUGACUCCCUCGACGCCCAAUGCCUCCUCAUGGAACCCAAGAUUCUCCACCUCCUCUCCCCUCAUCCUCACGUAAUCCAGCUUUACGACGUCUAUGAAGACGACACGCACCUUCACAUGGUAUUGGACUUGUGCUCCGGUCAGGAUCUUCACGAUUUGAUCAUCGCCAAUGGCGUUAUUCCGGAGGCCGAAGCUAGAUUCCUCUUUAUUCAGCUAAUGAGUGCCAUUUCUCACUGCCACAAGUACGGCGUUGUCCACCGCGACAUUAAGCCGGAUAACAUUUUGCUCGACUCCAGAAAUUCGGUGAAGCUAGCUGAUUUUGGGUCCGCUGAGGUGGUUAUGGAUGGAGAGAUGAUAAAAGGUGUUGUAGGGACGCCAUACUACGUGGCACCGGAGAUUUUGAUCGGUAGAGAGUACGGGGAGAAGGUGGACGUGUGGAGUGCUGGCGUGGUGUUGUAUAUUAUGUUAGCUGGGUUUCCGCCAUUCUAUGGUGAAACCGCAGUGGAGAUUUUUGAAGCGGUUUUGAGGGGGAAUUUGAGGUUUCCGGUUAGAGCUUUCCGCGGCGUGUCAGCGGCGGUUAAGGAUCUGCUAAGGAGUAUGCUUUGUAGAGAUGUUUGGAAGAGGUUUUCAGCAGAACAAGUAUUAAGGCAUCCAUGGAUAACAAAUGGAGGAGGAUGAAGAGAGUGGAGCAGCUGGAAGCUUCUACCUAUAUACGCUUGUAUAUGAACAUAGGUGUAUUGUAUAUACUAUAGAUGGAGUGGAAUCCGUAUGCGCCGAGUUCACUCUUAAUUUAAGAGGCUAUGCUUUCGUUUUGGUAGAAGACGAGGAAAGAUUUUGGACUAAAGGAAACGACGAGGUGCUUUUUUCUCCUCCCAAAAAAUAUAUUGUAUGAAGAUUUCGAAUUUUGGAUUGUUAUUAACGUA